Rhodofomes roseus is the source of this 703-nucleotide messenger RNA. RefSeq lists its product as uncharacterized. NCBI's taxonomy places the organism in Eukaryota, Fungi, Basidiomycota, Agaricomycetes, Polyporales, Fomitopsidaceae. The record is from RefSeq and is a predicted model, not a curated record. The transcript is spliced from 2 exons. Bases 114 to 491 code for a protein of 125 amino acids.
ACAAGUGCCCACUUGCUCCAUCUCUACAACAAUCUCUGUAUGAGGCCGGGCACAGUGGGAAUAGCGGGCACGGUUCACGAUCGAUUGGGCCGGCGGCGGGAAUAACGAGUUGGAUGACCGUGCAUAUAGUACUGGCGCAUCUCGCGAGUCGAAGCGUCGCUCACCACGCGGGUCACAGAGGAGUCCGGCGAAAUGCCCUGCAAACCAGUGGGACAUUAACAGUAACCUCAAGUUAUGUACGAGGACGACCGUAUGCCCUUAAGCUUGUUAUCUCGCCCAUAUUCCGGUCAUCGCGUUGCAAGACCAUGUUCUACGUUGCUAACAAUGUCUCGGGACCUGAAACAGUUUUGUUGACUACCGUUGUAACGAAGACAUUUCGCUGUCGCGGGACAUGUGCCUCACCGAUGUAUUCUGCCUCAUCAUGCGCAAGACUCAAGAAUCUGGCCUCAAGCCUGUCGCGGGGGCAUCCCCACUCCGCGAUGAGUAAGUAAUACGUGGAAACUGUGGCGAGCCUCCUUGUGGUGUACGUCACGGUGGUACAGAUUUCAUUCAACAGCGGAUCUGUUCUAUCCCUGUCUUCCUAGAGCGAGGCCUCCCGCAGCAGACACGGAACAAGUAUCACAGGCCCCGAGGACUCCUGCAAGCAAAUAUGUAUUGCCUUGCUCUUCGAAUCGACGGAGAUGAAGACGCAGAUCAUGUAGUG